ACUUCCGCUCGGGGCGGCGGCGGUGGCGGAAGUGGGAGCGGGGCCGGAGUCUGGGCCAUAAAGCCAGAGGCGGUGGCAGCAGCAGUUUUGAACCCCUAGAAAAGCGCCUAAGAGUCUACCGAAGCCGGAAUUUGGGUUUUCCUUUCUGCUUCUGUUCUUCGUUGCUGCUUCUCGGCGGGAGCUCCUGCGACGCGGCCGGCCCUGAGUCCCCAGCGGAGCGGCGGUGUUUGAAGGAUGACCUCUAGGAAGAAAGUAUUGCUGAAAGUUAUCAUCCUGGGUGAUUCUGGUGUCGGUAAGACAUCACUCAUGAACCAAUAUGUGAACAAAAAAUUCAGCAAUCAGUACAAAGCCACAAUAGGAGCAGACUUUCUGACAAAGGAGGUAAUGGUGGACGACAGACUAGUUACAAUGCAGAUCUGGGACACAGCAGGACAGGAACGGUUCCAGUCUCUCGGUGUGGCCUUCUACAGAGGUGCAGACUGCUGCGUCCUGGUGUUUGAUGUGACUGCCCCCAACACAUUCAAAACCCUUGAUAGCUGGAGAGAUGAAUUUCUCAUCCAGGCUAGUCCCCGGGAUCCUGAAAACUUCCCUUUUGUUGUGCUGGGAAAUAAGAUUGACCUCGAAAACAGACAAGUGGCUACAAAGCGGGCACAGGCCUGGUGCUACAGCAAAAAUAAUAUUCCUUACUUUGAGACCAGUGCCAAGGAAGCCAUCAACGUGGAGCAGGCGUUCCAGACAAUUGCACGGAAUGCACUUAAACAGGAGACGGAGGUGGAGCUGUACAAUGAAUUCCCGGAACCCAUCAAACUGGACAAGAAUGACCGGGCCAAGGCCUCAGCGGAAAGCUGCAGUUGCUGAAGGGGCAGUGAGGGUAGAGCACAGAGUCCUUCACAAACCAAGAACACACUUAGGCCUUCAAACACAAGCCCCUCCUUGCCUCUUUCAAACAACACAUAAAUUGAUCUCUCAUUUCCAGCUGCCAAAAGAACCCCCACCGGACACUCACCCCCAUCCACCACACACACAGACCUGACAGAGCAGACAAACUCAAGCCCAUGCCAGUGACACAGCUUCCUGGGGUCUGCCCACCACACGGAGCCCUUGUCUGGGCAUCAGGACAGGCCAGCAUCCUCCUGGCUUGGAGUCGGCGUUAGAAGAUUGUUCUUUUUCACUGGAGAGAGAGAACUGUUUACAGUUAAUCUGUGUCUAAUUAGUUACCUGAUUUUUUUUAAUGGUCUUGUGGUCUUUUUACCCCACCUCACCCUCCUCCUUAUGAAGGCUACACCUUGGGAAGGCUUAGUGCCCACGGUUCAUUACAGGCUCACACCCAGUCUGAUAGGCUGAGUUUUGUAUGUAUCUGUUAAUGCUUGUUACUUUUAACUAAUCAGAUCUUUUUACAGUAUCCAUUUAUUAUGUAAUGCUUCUUAGAAAAGAAUCUUAUAGUACAUGUUAAUAUAUGCAACCAAUUAAAAAUGUAUAAAUUAGUGUAAGAAAUUCUUGGAUUAUGUGUUUAAGUCCUGUAUAGCAGGUGUGUAAGACAGCGGGGUGAAGCCCUAUCUGGAUUGCAGAGUGUUAGCAGCUCAGAAUUCGAAAAUCCAGCUAGAGGCAGUAUUCUGUACAGUAGACACAAGAAUUAUGUACGCCUUUUAUCAAAGACUUAAGAGCCAAAAAGCUUUUCAUCUCUCUAGGGGGAAACUGUCCAGUUCCCAUCUGUGUCUAAAUUUUCCAAAAGGUUGAUUUGCUUAAUACAGUGGUGUGUGCAAUGGAUAAAAUGGCUGUUAUUUCAAAUAUUAAAAUUCUCAUUUCCCCUUUUUUCUCCUGCUCCAUGCUUCAAACCUCCUGUUAGAUCAGCAUCUUACUAUAAGAGGGAAAGGAAAAUCCAAACAGAUCUGUCCUAGUGAUUUACCUUUGUUCUAGAAGGCACUCCUCUCGGGAUUGUGGUAUUCUUAGGUUAGCAGACGUUUCUCUCCAUCUCCCCUCCCGACUCUCCAGUUGCCCAUUAUUAAUUAACCUGUUUCUUUGGUAUGAACCCUUGCAGUUCUGCUCCCUCCCUAGGAUCUGCCCUGCAUUAUAGCUUGCUUAACGGAGCACUGUCCCUUUUUUCCAGAGGUCUACAUCAAGGGUGUGGGCCAAGUUCUUCUGUAAAGAGAUGAACGUGAUGCCAAUAAAAUUUAACAAGAACAA
This is a messenger RNA of Elephantulus edwardii (Cape elephant shrew), 2184 nucleotides long. It is a transcript of the gene RAB7A, whose product is annotated as RAB7A, member RAS oncogene family. Gene Ontology annotation, molecular function: GTPase activity; GTP binding. The record is from RefSeq and is a predicted model, not a curated record. The transcript is spliced from 6 exons. Gene Ontology annotation, biological process: endosome to lysosome transport; phagosome-lysosome fusion. Gene Ontology annotation, cellular component: phagocytic vesicle; lysosome; late endosome. Lineage: Eukaryota; Metazoa; Chordata; Mammalia; Macroscelidea; Macroscelididae. The coding region runs from base 235 to 858 and encodes 207 amino acids.